This is a messenger RNA of Lolium perenne, 1839 nucleotides long. RefSeq lists its product as uncharacterized. The record is from RefSeq and is a predicted model, not a curated record. NCBI's taxonomy places the organism in Eukaryota, Viridiplantae, Streptophyta, Magnoliopsida, Poales, Poaceae.
AAUCAGUGAAGAGAGGAGGAGCAUGGAGCCGCGCGGGAGGCCCGUCGCUGUGAGGACGGAGCCGCCCUGGAGGCCGGCGCCAACGCCGUCGCCGCGCGGGAGGCCGCCGUCUCCGCCAAGCACGGAGCCACACGGGACACGGCGCUGCGGCGGAACUCAGACCAGCCCGUCGCGUCCGCCGCCAAUCCUUGAGGGUGCAGCCUGAGGACGCAUCCGCUGCCGCUUCAAGCCCUCCGCUGCGGAAGGGGUCGUUACCACAGGGAGGCGGCGCUUCUGUAGGUGGAGGAACACGCGGGAAGGUACAUGGGCCGAGUCCCACGAAACGCAGGCUCGCGGGUUGGAGCUCGCGCGUACCAGCCGCCGCACAAGAUCGCUAAGAUGCGGCGCCGCCGCGUAGUGCAAUCCUAGAAGGGAAAGGACGGGUCUUUGUCCGAAGCGGUGCUGGGCCUAGCGUGAGCCCAACCCGACCUACCCUGGCUAUUUAUCCUAUUCAUCUGCCCACCCCGAGUAGAGGAGACGGAGGCUCGGGGUUUCCACUUUCCUCGCGUAAAACAGCGGCGGUAGGGCUUCCUCGCGUAAAACAGCGGCGGCUAGGGUUACGAAAACUCUCCAAGGUGCGUGCCAUAGUGAGAUUGAGAUGCAACUCGAUGCUGGGGCGACAAGCAAGGUUAGGGCGGCCGUCAAGGGGGAGGCAGGGAAGAAGCGCAAGACGAAGAAAAAGGUACCUGCGAUUGUAAAGAAGGCAGAGAAACCGAGUGUGUGGAGGAGCGACGGCACGAUGAAGGAAACGCGUCGACCGGCGCCAAUAUACAAAUUGACAAUUCCUGUCAAUGAAGAUCUCACCGAGUUCCGCCAAUGGUGGAUGGAACUAUAUGGCAAGCAGAUUGUUUCCAUGGAUCAGAGAACAAAUGUUCCCAGCGUGCGUUUGGGAGACGAUGUUCCCUUCGAGCCCGUCAGCACUCUGCAGUUCUUUGAAGUCAAAAUCUCGUCCGAAAAGUGGCCACUGCAUGUGUAUGGUUUUAUCGCCACACGGGACUCGGUGGAUUACAAGCGCAAUAUCAUCUUCGAGCGUACAAGGGAUGACUGUCAGAUCAUUUACGAGCAGACUCCGUACCUAUCACUGACGGGUCCUGCACGUGCUGUUGCUCUGGUUGAUCCUGUGUUCUUUGAGGUUCACCUCCAAGUCAAGGGCACUGGGCAAUCUGAGGAUUACGAUCUAAUCUCGCUAGCUCAGUCUUUCCGAGAUACUGGGCCACUUGAAUCAUCCCUAUUUAAGUCUGUCUACACUGGCAAGAUCAGCAAACUGGAGAUGACAUUUGGCCACAUUAUUAUGUCAGUAGAGGCCGCAGUCAGUAUGAAAGUCAUCAGUGGGUCAUGGCCAGAUGGUUUUAUGGGUAUUUUUUCUGCAAGAACUGCCAGUAUAAACGACAUGGCAGUUGUGUUGCUUGUCACUGGUGAUGAUGGUUUGCCUCUUGCUGAUGAUGGCGUGAUCAAGUUUCAACGCGAUGUUGUUUCUGCUGAAAUUAUGGAGGGAGAGCAUCUGGAAGUCUGUGCCCGUGCUCUUGGUGUUGGUGAGGCGCGAUACGAUGACUCCUUAUUUUUUAAACCUCAGGAACGUGGCAAACUCAGUGGUACACUUACUAUUGAUUCCUGUGAGAUUGAGGUCACCGUCUCUUGGUACCCUGUCAGUUGGUGGUGAAGAAUUUGCUUCCUUUUCUUCACAAAUUGGUGUCUCCGGGCGUUUAUGCUCGUGUAUGUUUGAAGUGUUAUUAUUUUGUAUUAACCUGAUGAUGAUAGAGGCUAACGAGAUAGUGCAUAAUUUGGUUAGACUUAGUUUCA